Strongylocentrotus purpuratus (purple sea urchin) is the source of this 6330-nucleotide messenger RNA. RefSeq lists its product as uncharacterized. Gene Ontology annotation, cellular component: membrane; cytosol. The record is from RefSeq and is a predicted model, not a curated record. Lineage: Eukaryota; Metazoa; Echinodermata; Echinoidea; Camarodonta; Strongylocentrotidae. Bases 102 to 6056 code for a protein of 1984 amino acids. The transcript is spliced from 21 exons. Gene Ontology annotation, molecular function: RNA binding; SH3 domain binding.
AGUAAUCAACAUGAUUUAUGGUGUAAUCAACAUGAAUACUGACAAUGAUACUGCGAUGCUGAUGACGCUAUCGUAAAUAAAAAAAUACAUCAAGAUCAAGUAUGGAUGAAACGAUGGAAAAAGAAAAGCCAAAGUUUGUUUGUAAACUCUGCAAGCUGGACUAUCCCUCAUCAGUACAAUUUGAGGAACAUCUAUGGUCUAUGCUUCAUCAUAAGGCUUUAAACAAUAAGGCAUUAAGAACCAAGCAUCACUGCAACUUGUGCAUGUUUGAGAGCUUUAACCUGAAUGCAUAUGGGAAGCAUCUGAUCAGUGACCAACAUAAGCGUUCACUUGUUGAACGAAGGAAGAGACUGGGAGACCCUCGUCAGGUCAAACCUACAGCUCCUGCUUCUGCAGCAAGCUGUUCCGAGAGAUCUGAAAGCCCGACGAUCACAUCAACUCAAUGGGAGACACCCCGACCCGCAAACGCUAGCCCAAGCCAAGGUCGCUUCCAACAUGUAGAGUAUCCACAGAGCCAUCAAGAUUCCAACAGGGAUUAUCAUUAUGGAGGACAGUCUCGACAUCACCAAGGAGACUGGCAACAGACUCGCAACCCAUUCUAUUGGAGACCACCUUACCCAAGAUUUGAACAACCAAGCUGGGAAAACAACUCACGUGCAUUUGAUCCCAGACAGAGGUUUGGAACAUCGGCUCACGCUGUAAGACCUUAUCAUCAAAGAUUUGAACAGCCCAGUGCAAGUUGGGACAACUCACAUGCAUUUAAAUCCAGACAGAGGUUUCCAACGCAGGCUGUAAAACAACGGAGUGAAAAGAUUUUUAAGAAAACUGUAAAACUCAGGGUGCAGAAGAAUGGUGGGAAGAGGAAGGAGGAGGAAAAUAAGGCCAAUGUGAAAAGAGACAAUGUGACAACAACGGUGAACUUCGUAAAGGCAACACAACAUUCCGUAGCGUCUCAGGAAUUGUUUGCCCACAGCAGUCACUCUGAAAAGCCAUCAGACCAACACGAACCUAGUAAACAAGCCCACCCAGACUUGGUUAAGAAGGACAUGCGAUCAGAAUCUGAGCCAAAUAUUAAGAUCGCAGGAGGCCCAACACCAAAGAAGAAGAAGAAGAAAAAGAAGAAAGUGUCCCCCAAAAUAAGAAAUAAGCAAGGACAGACUGGGAACACUCCAAACACUCCAAAACCUUUCAAAGGAAAAUUUAAAAAGAAAAAGAAGUCCACAGCUUCAUUGCAGAACAAUCCUUCAGCAACGUCUUACCAACCACCAAUGCAACGCACUGUGAAAGAAUCAAAGUCUCUUGGUAAUCCCACUGAAAGUGAUAAAAUACUCCCAAAAGCAACUUCUGCAAUUGACAGAUUUGAAAUACAUUUGCGUGAGGCCCUUCACGCGAAAGAUAAUGCUCCUGACAUUGUUGAAGUCACUUCUUCAAAUGGAGCAAGUGUUUCUAAAAAGGCUGCCGAUCGUUCUGCAUUCCUUCUGAAACCCACUCACCCAACAGUGUCAUCGUCAUCAGCACUGCCAAACCGUAAGACAAGGUUUGAAGAGGUAUCAUGUCAACCUCAUUCUCAUUGUACUCAAGCUGCAGACAAAGAGACUUCUAAAAUGAGCUCUCAAAUGGGAAGGCCAACAUCUUCAGAUGAAGCAAGAGUUUCUGAAACAGCUUCAACAACCCUUCCAACAUCCACUCUUCAGACUGAGUUGUCAGCAGCCCCGGUAUCGUCAUUCUAUUCUCUGCAGGAGGGAAAUGGAAAAUGGAGUACAGAGAUUCGGUGUCCACCCUCAUUAGACAAACUGACAUCUGAGAUCCAGAAUUGUAAGGAAAGUUCAACUACCGGUACAAGUGCAAAUGGUCAAGACAUAAGACUAAGUUCCUCAACUGCGAGAACAGACAACAGCAUAAGUGAUGAGUCAAGCAAACUUACAUCUAAGAGCCACAGGCGCGUGGAAAGUUCAAUCAGAGGUACAGAUGUUCGGGAUAUAAGACCAAGUACCUCCUCAACUGCAAACAACAACUCAGAGCACAAAGAAAUGGUGACAACUGAAGGUGGAGAAACUGUUACCGGUGAGUCAAGCAAAGGUGCAUCUAAAACCCUGUGUCACAUGGAAAGUUUAACUCCAAACAGAUAUGAUCAAGACAUUAGGCCAAGUUCCUCAUCUGGGACAAAGGACAGCAGCCUAAAGCACAAGGAACCUGUUCAAAGUAAAGUUGGAGAAAUCGUGGCCGACAAGUCUAGCCUUGACGUUCCAUCAUUUGCCCGUUCAUCUUGUCUGAACCCCCGUCCAAACCUCACCAAUGCCAGGAGCAGACUGAGAACCAAUAAAGAUGCUGAACAACCGGACGCAGGACAUAUAUUCAAGGAGAAAAUCCAAGGUCUGCUGAGUGAUGUUGCCAAGCCAGUCUGGCAGCAGAAGAAGCUGCGUAUGAUGCUGGCCAAAGCGAAGAAGGCCCCUGGCAGAUUUAACAGAUUCAGUCACUUGGCCUCGUCACCGAGCCGCUCCGAGGAUACAAUUGACAGUGUGGACAUCAUGAACCUCAGCACUGAAUUCCAACAGGAGCUUCUUGAUCUGAUUCAGAGUGAGGACGCGGAUGAAGAAGAUAUCCUCUCUCAGCUUACAGCACCUGAAUUUUUGGAGACGAGUGAACCCAAUCAGGACGUGUUUAUCCGAGGGAACACACUUCACUUUGGCGACAUCCAGGAGGCCCCUCCUCUGAUGAGUCAAGACAGGUUGCAUCCAUCACACGCCGUCACCUCCGCUAGUCCCGUAGACCCAGAGGCAGUUUAUCCAUCACACUCUGUCACUACUCCUGUUGUCAAACUAGAGCCUCCAGACACGUCAGAAUCAAUGGCAUUUCAACCCAGUCUAGAGUGGGAGCGAUUGCUGCAUAAAGAGCAGAGUCAUCCAGGACAAACCAACAGCAGCAGCAUAGAAGUGCUUGAUGCGCCGCACGAGAGAGGAUCAUCGGAAAGGCAGAGUUUCGUCGCGUCCGCUACCUAUGGUAUCAGGGAAGAGCUUCUGACCAUUGCUGAUUUGGAUCAGCGUACACUUCAACCCAGUAGGUCACUAGAAGGGCAGAGUCAACAAGGCAUCGGCAGCAGAAAACCUGAUGAGAAUCCUGAUGCAAGAGAACCUUCUGAGAGACAUGAUACCAGUGUCACAUCCACGAGUAGCAUUCCAUCCCCUGCGGUUGGCUCGACUGUGAAGAUUAAGAAAGCUCACAAGAAAAAGAAGAAAAAAGACAAGAAAACAAAAGCCAAGGAGAGAAAUCCAUCUCCAGUUGAAGAAGUCAGAAAUAAACUACCUCUGAAGAAAAAACCCAAGUCUAAGACAUCCAAGUCUGCAAAUGUGAAGAGAACACCAGUCAAACCCGUCAUCUUGGGGAGAGUGAAGAAAAGAACUAAGAGUCCAACAGUUUUGAAAGCAACCAAAAUCAAGAAGAAGUUUAUGCAGAAGAGGAAAAUGUUGGACACCAUGGUAGGUGACAUGGGCAGUCUCCUGGACAUCACUCUGCAGGAGAACAAACUCCAGACCAAGAUGGACAAACUCAAUGCUAAGAUCGACAAGCUGGUCGAGAUCAUACAGGAGAAAGAGGCUAUGCUCAAGAGCUUCAAGCAAGAAAAGGAGACAGUCAUCGGCAGUCUUACUGGUCUGAGAGAGAAGAGGCUCAAUCUUCUUUUAGGAUUGACCUCGAGUGGAAAGGCUAAGAAAUCAGUCUCUUCCAUGGACAAAAGGGAUGGAAGCAGAACAGAUGAAGGGCGAUCAUCAUCAUCAAACCAGUCUCAGUUAUCCUCCGGACGAGGUCCUAGUCUUCAGGCAGCCCCCCAGCAGGCUGGCAUGGGAGAUGUUGUAAGUGAGGCAGUGCAGUCUGGAGCGGAGGGUGACAUUAGGAUUUCAAACGUGAUGUCUAUGGCUCAAACCACGCCCAGUCACAGAACAGAGGGUUUCAGGAUAACGUUUGGGAGCCCUGCCAGGACCGUGUCGGAUCAGGGACAGGGGACAAUGGACACCUUCGGGGAUGUGGGGCGUAACCAAGAUGUAGUAGGUAUCAACGUAGGAAGCCCUCCUCCGCAGUCUUGCGUUGGCCAGAGCAUUGAAGUGCUUCCACAGGUCAUGAGCAGAGAGAGCUUUGCUAAGACCCUGCAGGAGCUUAACAGCUGCGGAGCUGGAGUCAAAGUGGACAUUUUCUCUGACGAUGAAACACUUUAUGGAAUCGACUGUGAACGUCUGAUGCACAGGGAAUCUGUACCCGCAAGUGGUGAUGUGAUUGGAGCGGUAGCCAAGCUGGUAAAUGCCAAUGUAAUGUCCACAGACAGAGACAGGGUGACCGAGAGCAUGGGAUUGUCAACAGUGUCUGAUGUCACUGCAGAACCAUUUCAAAUUGCAGUUCAUUCGGACCAAGUUAGAGUUAGAAGGGAAAGAACAGAUGAACCUAGAUCACAGGGAACCUUGCCUUUGCAGUCAGACACAGAUGAAGAUGCAACAAUAAUGGGAUCAUCAUGUAGGAAUGUAACAUCAUCUGAAACCUCGUUCAGGAGAAUAAAGCAAGAACCACAAGACAUUGAUGACAUUAGCCAAAGACAAGAGGCAAUCAUGAGUAGGGACAAUGAAAGGUGUACUUCUGGAGAGCAUGGGGAACCCUUCGCAACAAAGCGAAAGCGAUGGAAACCGUUACCGGAAGACACCCGGGCAAAGAGACCCAAACACAGUCCUAAAGAUACAGUUCUACGCAAGAAAGGGCAAGAACCUGAAGCAUUGCAUGAAAGGAUCAGCAGUGCUCAUUCUCCAGAACCAGAUAAGACAUUGAUAUCUCAAACGGAAAAGGGCCACAAAGACCAGUCCAAGGUUACAAGAGCUUCAAAUUCAUCAGGUUCAAAGGACAGUAUCCCUGACAAUCCUUGUGAGACCUCGGUAAGCCUCAAGAAAGGUAGCGAGUCUAACACAGCUCAACAGAGUGCACAGGACUCAGAAGAUGCUAAUCGUCAAGAGAAGGCAACUUCCAGCCUUCGGUCUAAAGGCUAUGUGAUCAACAUGUACAUCAUUGAGGAUAAACUAUAUGCCUGCAUUUCAGACAGCAGAUUCAUCAUAUUCAACCUGGCAACCAACAAGAUUGAUGCAGAAGAGGACCUAGCUCUAGGGAAUAUCAAGCACUUUGAGCUGUGGAGAGACACUACUGCAAACAAGAUGGUGGCAUUUGCUAGUGAUGGUAGCAGAAACCUGGUUCAGUUUGAUGUUAAGGCAAAGGAGUUUCUCCAAACAUUGGUGUUAGGAAAGGAGAUAACUUGCCUGCAUGUGAAGUGGAAUAGCUUGUAUGCAGGGCUGGCUGAUGGAGAGAUUGCUAACAUCAACGUACAGAAAUCCAAGGUCAGUUGGUACUACUCCUGCACACCAUCCUUCGCAGUGACUGCCAUGUCUUCAACACUAGAGGGCGGCAUGGGGCUGCUCAUCACGGCCUCCGAGGAUCGCACCGUGACCCUCAGACGAGCGAGUGAUGGUCUACUUCUCCGGAGUCUGGACGGUCACAGUGAUGUAGUCACUCACUUACAAGUCCAGGGAUGCCGUGUAUUGGCUAUGGCACGGAAUAACACCGUUCUCAUUCAUGACCUAGAGACUGGAGAAACUAUUCGUCGAGUCAAGCACCAAACCAAGAUGGCAUGCUGCGUUAUGUCCGGGGAUACUCUAGCAGUAGCUGGUUAUACAGGCAAUGUCUACUAUUACAAAAUCAAGACUGGCCAGGUAGACAUCUUUGACAGUGGUUGUGGGAACAUAACAUGUAUGAAUGCAUCUCAAGACAUGCUCUUCCUUGGUAUCCGAGAUGGCUUCAUCGAUGUGAUCCCGCUAUACCCCUCUAUUGUCUACCAGUGUGAGUGGAGUCACUGCAUCAGUCGUUUCCUGCGACUGGACGCUCUGAAGACCCAUCUUCAACACAUUCACAUCCGUCGCUCAGCUCGUCAAUGCCUCUGGAAGACGUGUCUCAAGAACUACCCUCAGAAGAAUACAACCCUCAAGGCCAUUGAGAAGCAUGUGUUCUCACAUCUAAAGGUUGCAUACCUCUAAAGGACCUUGGAAGGUAGUGAUCUUCAUCAGGACAGUCAUGGGACAAUCAUAUUGGAAUCCUUGCCUCCUAACACCAAAAUUGCAUCACAAUUAUACUUGGAAGAUCUUUCCCCCGUGGUGUAUGGCAACCAAGAGCAGAUCUGCCAUCCAUAUCCCAGUGAUGGAUCCAGGGUUAUGACAUAAAAGGGGCUCAUCCAUCUAUCACAUAAAACUCUAUACAUGCAUGCAUGAUUAUGUGGGUUUGCCUAGAGAUAAGAAAGAGAGAAGGAAACAA